AAUCAGCGGAAGUGACGUCAAAAGGUCAAUUUUUCAGAAAAUAAAAUAUUCACAUUUUCUUCCUAAAUCACACAAUUGUGCGAAUUUGCAAGCCAAUAUACUAAUUUAUGCCAUGCAUAGAGAACAAUGAAUACUUGGAGAAGACUACCAUGUAAAAUUUCAGAAGUAAAUCUUGAUAUAUUGCUUGCCUGUGGCCAAUCAUUCAGAUGGCAUGAGACACAUCCAGGAGAAUGGACUGGGGCGUUAUCUGGUUAUGUAUGGACACUUUCCCAGACUGAUGAUUCCAUUUUAUAUAAAGUUUAUGAACAAUCCGAUAAAAGGAAAACUGCAUCAUAUACUUCUGUUAAGAAACCAGGGAAACAAAAUCAUCGUAAAAGAUCUAAGGAUAUUAAAGAGGAACAAAAUGAUCACCCUGAUGCCAAGCAACCAAAGUUGUUGACUAGUAUCAAACAGGAGGUUGAAAUAGGAGGUGGAGAUUCAGUUAAAAAUGAGAUAAAAACUGAACCUACAUGUAAUGAUUUAGGUAACUUUUACAACAGUAUUUUACAUGACUACUUUCAACUUGAUGUUGAUCUACAGCAACUAUAUACUCAAUGGAGCAAAGCUGAUAAAAACUUCAAGAAAGUUUCAGUUGAUUUCUCAGGUAUACGGAUGUUAAGACAAAAUCCAGUUGAAAAUCUCUUUUCUUUUAUCUGCUCCUCGAAUAACCAUAUAUCAAGGAUAAGCGGUAUGGUGGAGAGAUUGUGUGAAACAUAUGGGAAACCAAUUACAGAGGUCGAUGGGGUGAUGUAUUAUGCAUUUCCUGAUGUAAAAUCCUUAGCAGGGAAUAAUGUGGAACAGAAGUUAAGAGAACUAGGAUUUGGAUACAGGGCUAAGUAUAUAAGUGAGACUGCCAAGUAUAUAGUGAAAAACCACAGUGAGGAGUGGCUUUAUUCUCUCAGGGAUGUACCAUAUGAUGAGUCAAAGGCACAGCUAGUUAAACUACAUGGUGUUGGAGCAAAGGUGGCUGACUGUGUAUGUCUGAUGUCCCUAGACAAAAUAGGGGCCAUCCCAGUAGACACCCAUGUAUGGCAGAUUGCUAGCAGAGACUACAUGAAGGGCCUCAAACAGGGAAAGACUCUCACUGAUAAAGUUUAUAAGGAGAUUGGUGACCACUUUAGGGAACUCUGGGGCCCUUAUGCAGGCUGGGCACACUCUGUUUUGUUCAGUGCUGACUUGAAGAAGUUUCAAGACAAGAAAUCACCAAAAAAGACUGGAAAAUAAAAAUGGAAAAUGGAAAUUAUGUUAUGCAAUUUGGGCACAAUCCAGUGAUGAAUUCACUGCUGAGUGACAGAAUAUCCAGAUACAUUUUGUCGUCCUUUGUAUGACACAGCUCAGAUGUCUGAGUCCAUGACAACGAACCUGGAGAUUUUUAAAUAGAUGUCACACUACAACAGCAGCAACUUUAUUUUCAUGUUUAAGGGAGUUCACAUUUCCAAAUGAUAAUUUUUACAAUUUUAAAUAAUUCCUUGUCUAAAAUACCUACAUUUAAAAUGUCUUUUGAUUGUACAGUACAUAGUCUGAGUUACAAUAAUGUCAUGGAGGCAUCCACAAUCAGAUACCCUAUUCUCUUUAAUGAGCGCAUAGUUCCAGAGAGCACAUAUGCUGAAUAUGUUCUCGAGAAAACACAAAGUUUCAUGCAUUUGUUUUGAUUAUUUACACCACAAAAAUAUAUUGAUUGAUGAUUAUAUUUAAUGCUGAGAAAGAAAUACAGGAGCUGUAGAGUAUGUGAACAUUAGUGAUAACAACUAUUAAAGAUUCACAGCGAUAAUUUUUGGUAAUUUUUGGGUAUGUGCUCUUAUUGGAAUCUCUCAAUGUCUUACUC
This is a messenger RNA of Owenia fusiformis, 1864 nucleotides long. NCBI's taxonomy places the organism in Eukaryota, Metazoa, Annelida, Polychaeta, Sabellida, Oweniidae. The record is from the annotation of a GenBank genome assembly.